UCUCCAACAUGGCACCCCCAGCUAUCCUGAGAUGGCAGCUCCAGAAUUCCCUAUGCUGGGUGGGUUCUGCUGGGAGUGGCCGAAGCAGGUCACAUUAUGGAAGAUCAUUCAAGUCUGCAGACUGGAACCCCAUUUCGUCAAUGGGACAGACAUUCAUAGUGACUAAGUCACAACCCAACAAUCUCAGUGGGUGGGCAUAAGACCCAAGGCUACAAAAAUGAACUUCUACUUGCCCUUCAGGCAGCAUGGAGCCCACAGCCAGAUGCUCACUAGCAUCCUUGUUUAUCCUUCAGCACAAUUAUCUCACUCAACUUACUCCUUCCUUACUUUACCUAGACGGAGACGUUGCUCAUGGCUGGUGCUAUGAAGUUUCUCCCCAGGCUUCCUGGGUUCAGGUCUGCUGGUGUUCCUAAAUUCUCUUGUAGAUUCAACAGCCAGACCACCCAUGCAUUUUUAUCUCUGGCUACCACCGAUAAUGAACCUCAAUACAAAGAUGUGCCAGAAUAUUUUAAUUUUGCAAGUGAUGUCCUCGACAAAUGGAGCCAAAAAGAAAAGGAGGGGAAGAGGCCUUCCAAUCCAGCCCUGUGGUGGGUUGGAGAGAAUGGUGAAGAGGUGCAGUGGGACUUCCAGCAGCUGAGCUACUUAUCCAGGAAAGCUGCCAACCUGCUCUCGGAGGCCUGUGAUCUGGGCAAGGGAGACCGAAUCCUCAUGAUACUUCCUAGGGUGCCUGAGUGGUGGCUGAUCAGCUUGGCUUGCAUCAGAAGCGGCAUCGUCUUCAUUCCAGCCACAGUCCUCUUGACUGCUCCAGACAUAUUGUACAGACUCCAGCAAUCCAAAGCCCAUGGUAUUAUUGCCAACGAGGCUAUUGCACCGCUAGUAGAUGCGGUGGGGUCUGAAUGCAGCUGGCUGAAAACUCGGAUCCUGGUUUCCAAAAGCAGCCACAGGGAAGGUUGGCUGAACUUCCAUGAUUUACUACAAGCUGCCUUUGACAAGCAUCAACCUGUUCAAACGAAGAGUCUCGAUCCAAUGACCAUCUACUUUACCAGUGGGACCACGGGCUAUCCCAAAAUGGUGCAGCAUUCCUACAGUAGUUUGGGAUUUGGGCUGAGCAUUGCUGCCAGAAACUGGAUGGCUCUGACUUCUUCAGAUGUUGUGUGGGGUCUUUCUGAUCCUGCCUGGAUAAAAUUUGUCUUUGGAGCCUUCUACUGUCCUUGGACCCAAGGAUCAUGCAUAUUUGCACAUGCUUUGCUCCAGUUUGAUCCAAAAGUUGUUCUGGAGUCUCUUGCCAAGUAUCCAGUGACAACCUUUUGUGGCACACCGACCAUUUUUCGGAUGCUCCUUCAACACAAUGUUAGCAGGUAUAAGUUCAAGAGUCUGCAGACCUGCGUGUGUGGUGGAGAACCAGCUAAUCUAGAAGUACUCAAGCAGUGGAAAACAGAGACUGGGUUGGAUAUCCAUGAAGGCUAUGGACAGACAGAAACUUCCUUGAUAUGCUGUACUUCAAAAGAGAUGAAAAUCAAAUCUGGAUUCAUUGGAAAACCUCUUCCUGGCUUUGAUAUCCAGAUCAUUGAUGAAAACGCCAAUCGUCUUCCUGCUGGAGAAGAAGGGGACAUUGCAAUAAAAAUCAAGCCGCAAAGGCCUCUCGGACUUUUCACUUGUUACGUGGAUGAUCCUGAGAAAACUGCUGCCACUACACGUGGGGACUUCUACCUCACUGGAGACAGAGGACUCAUGGAUGAAGAUGAAUACCUCCAGUUUAUUGCAAGAGCAGAUGAUAUCAUCUUAUCUUCUGGAUAUCGCAUUGGCCCAUCUGAAGUGGAGCACGCUUUGAUGAAGCAUCCUGCAGUAGUUGAAGCAGCUGUUGUCAGCAGCCCAGAUCCCAUCAGGGGAGAGGUUGUGAAAGCUUUUAUCAUCUUAACUCCUGCCUACCAAUCACAUGACCGAGAGGAAUUAAGUUUGGAGCUGCAAGGACACGUGAAGAAAAUUACAGCUCCAUAUAAGUACCCCAGAAAGAUCGAGUUUGUUCAACACCUACCCAAGACCAUUUCUGGAAAAGUCCAAAAGAAGUUGCUGAGAAAAAAAGAAUGGGAGAAAGCCUAAUGGACUUGGGAGCUAACAAGGGACUUGAGGAGAGGGGCAUGGUCAGCAAAAUCAACCAACUUCCUCAGUGGAUGACUGUAUGCUGGGAAAUAGAGUUCUGCAAAGUUCCCCUUUCUCCUUGUGGUGGUGAUAAGAGAAGGAUUCAACUGAUUAUCACAAAUUAUUUCCCAGAAGUCCACUUAGAAAUGCACUGAAAGCAAAUGAGGAGGUAUGCUCCAGUGUCAAACCUUACCCCCAACCUGUUGUGAAGGCAAGGGAAAGUUUAGAACAACAGUGAAACCAACUGGGUUGGUUGAACACAGUUACAAACCAAUACAGUAGGAGCAGGAGAGCUGGGGUCCUUCAAGCGUUCUGGAUUUCUCAUUUCCAUAAUCCCCAACCAGAAGAGCUAAUGGUCAGAAACUGUGGAAGCUGUACUCCAAAACAGUGGGAAAGCACCAGAUUGUUGAUAUCGGUUCCAUAUUAUCAAGAAUCAGUCAACAACAUGGAUUGAAACCAAGUUCAGGCAUGGAGGUCUACAUCACCCUCCAGAUGUUCACAAAAAUAAUGUUUGGAAGAAAGUUAAUGGUCUUGAUCAAUUUGAUGUUUCUAAAUAUUUUUGACGUCUGUU
Candoia aspera is the source of this 2710-nucleotide messenger RNA. RefSeq names its product acyl-coenzyme A synthetase ACSM3, mitochondrial-like. Bases 352 to 2100 code for a protein of 582 amino acids. Gene Ontology annotation, molecular function: fatty acid ligase activity; fatty-acyl-CoA synthase activity. The transcript has 13 exons. The record is from RefSeq and is a predicted model, not a curated record. NCBI's taxonomy places the organism in Eukaryota, Metazoa, Chordata, Lepidosauria, Squamata, Candoiidae. Gene Ontology annotation, biological process: fatty acid biosynthetic process; acyl-CoA metabolic process. Gene Ontology annotation, cellular component: mitochondrial matrix.